AGCCUACCGAAGUAAAGAUGGUGAAAUAAAUCACCUCAUUGUUAAUAACAAUAAUAAUAAAAAUAAUAGUAAUGAACUUAAAGGAAAAAGCGCCCCUUUCCUCUCUGAAGGCAACAAUAUGGAUAUUACUAUCACUAAAAUCUCUACUCAAAAGUUUAAUCAGUUUUCCCAUAGCGAAGUGACGCCACCGAUUAUUAUAAAUCCCAGAGAGCCCAGAAGCCCGCAGUCACCGUUAUGUAGAUCUUCUCUCUUGAAAACUCCGAAUUCGCCAGGAAAAAUAAGGCCUCACCAAGAUACUCCCACCCUUCCUCGUAGAUCACUCAGUUUUCUCACUCGAGACGAAGUUUACACAAGCAAAGCUAACCCGUCUUGUGCACGUGCACAAAAAGUCACUGAGGAGCACUCACCUUCCAAAAGUCCGCCUGCGAGCAUUUCUUUUGGGCCCUUGCGCCAUUCUGUCGGCGUCCAAACAGACGACCUUUCAGAACUGUGCAGUGGCACGUGCUCUCCAAAGAAGUGCCUCUACUGCCUCAUUAUAGCGCGCUCAUUGCCGGGCUCCCACGACCCUAUGGCUUGGUUGCUGCGGCUUUACAAAUCUGCUCAACUUGAGGCCGCUGCGCAAAAGUUCCGAGUGGAAGUACUUAAGCAGGAGUUUGAAGAGUCAGUUUCAAAAUUGCGUGAGGAGUUAGACAAUAAAAUGGUGAGCCAUCAGAACGAGAUCCGGGACUGGUCGCAGGUGAUGGAGAAGACUCACGAUAUGCAGGAUCGUCUUAUUGAAAACCUUCAAUUGUCCCUCGAAAGACAGAAAACUUUAGAGGAAAAUUGUUUAUUGUCAACAUUUGCCUUCUAUUUCAUUCCAUUCUACAGGCUGAGAAUAAAGCUCUACGCGAACGGCUUCAGUUUUCGGAGGAUGAACGUUUUGAGUAAUACAAAUAAAAAGGAGGCUGUAAUCGUAAAGCGGUCGGAGAAGAUCGACCAUAUAUAUAAAUGCGCGUCGGCCGGCGCCUUAGUCCUAGCGGCUGCCCGCGGUUUCGAUCUAAGGCACUCAAUAGGUCGCCAUCCUGAGCUGAUUGGUUGCGGAAGUGGUUGUAUAACACUAUCAAUCAUAAAAGAGUUUUCCUUAAAAGAAUACUUAAAGUGUACUGCCAUAGAUAUCGAUUCCGUUGCCACAUCUUUAACAAAAAGAAAUGUUAAACGCCUCGGCGUUCCAAAAAAUAGUAUUGAAGUUUAUACAGCAGACGUCUCCACCUUCCAAAGUCGAGAGGCUUUUGAUCUGAUAGUAAGCAACCCUCCAUACAUCCCUUCAGAAAAAAUCAAAUUUUUAGAUCCAGAAGUAAAAGAUUACGAAAGCAUAAACGCUCUAAACGGAGGAAAAACUGGACUCGACGCGGUAUACCGAAUCUUUGAUAGAAUUAACGGACAAGAAAGUUUAAGCGUUAUCGCGAAAAUCGGAACGAGCAUCUGGUUGGAGGUGGACAGCACGCACCCCAAAAAGUUAGAGCAACUCUACGCCGACGAAAAAGCCUGGAAAUGGAAGAACAUCGAAUACGUUCAAACGUAUAAAGAUUUAGCAGGAAAGCCAAGAUUCUGCCACUUGACGGUGAAGUAAAUUUUCAGGGAGUUGGCGGCCUCAAAAACAUCCUUUUCUUAAAGCUGCUCGUUCCUUCGAAUUCUAGAUCGAUUGGACGUCUUUUUAAUAAUUGCGAAGCAUUGGAUGCAGUUGGGAGACUCUCCGCUGUUUUUAAGGAAACUCCAAUUAAUUUCUG
Molecule: messenger RNA, 1766 nt
Organism: Zophobas morio
Lineage: Eukaryota; Metazoa; Arthropoda; Insecta; Coleoptera; Tenebrionidae
Exons: 14
Coding region: 119-1609 (496 amino acids)
Biological process (GO): methylation
Cellular component (GO): mitochondrion
Molecular function (GO): methyltransferase activity; nucleic acid binding
Source: RefSeq, a predicted model, not a curated record